This is a messenger RNA of Melampsora larici-populina 98AG31, 1215 nucleotides long. Its product is annotated as acylglycerol lipase. The coding region runs from base 71 to 958 and encodes 295 amino acids. The record is from RefSeq and is a predicted model, not a curated record. Gene Ontology annotation, cellular component: membrane. Gene Ontology annotation, molecular function: lipase activity. The transcript is spliced from 9 exons. NCBI's taxonomy places the organism in Eukaryota, Fungi, Basidiomycota, Pucciniomycetes, Pucciniales, Melampsoraceae.
CAAAACCAUCUUGAUAACUUCAAGUCAUCAUCGAUCCUUAUCUACUUCUUCUUUUCAAACUUCCACAAAAAUGUCAUUUAAAACUCAAGUUGAAUGGCAAGAAGGACCCAAUCAAACUUCAUUUUAUACAAAACGAUGGUCUCCUUCAAAUCAAAUCACUACAAUUGCUAAACUAAUCUUUAUUCAUGGAUUUAUGGAACAUAUUUCUAGGUAUGAUCAUGUUUAUAGUAGAUAUGCAGAAGCUGGAAUCGAAGUCUUUGCAUUCGAUCAACGUGGGUUUGGUGAAACUGCUGCUAAAACUAAGACUCAAGGACAAACUUCUUGGCCUGAAGCUUUAAGAGAUGUGGAUUAUUUUAUUGAAAAAGAAGCUAGAUUGGUUUCUACCAAAGUUUUUCUUAUGGGUCAUAGUAUGGGAGGAGGUUUGACUUAUGCUUAUUUUACUAGAGACGUUCCUUUGCCUUCUAGUGCUUUGAUUACUGGUGGAACGAUCUUGUCGAGUCCUUUGAUACAACAAGCUCCUGGUGUUGCUGCUCCGGGAAUGUUUGUUCGGAUCGGUAGCUUUGUGGGAGCUGUUUUACCUAAGUUGACUUUAAAGGUCGGAGUGGCAUCAAAGGAUAUAUGUAGAGACCCAGUGAUCCAAGAAGAAUAUGCAAACGAUCCACUCUGUGCACCAAUAGGUACCUUUAAAGGGAUUGCCGAUAUGAUUCUUGGUGGUCAAGGGUUACUUGAUCAUGAUUAUGUUAGGUUUCCUGAAUCCUUGCCGAUCUUGGCUGUUCAUGGUACAGGUGAUAAAGUUACUUCCUGUAAAGCUACUGAAGAGUUAAUGGAGAAAACAAAUGCAAAAGACAAAACUUUCAAGACUUUUGAAGGGUAUUAUCAUGAGAUGCAUAAUGAACCUGGAAAUGAUAAGAUUAUUUUCAUGGAUUAUAUUAUUGAUUGGAUUAAAUCACAUGUUUGAUUUUGUUCUGUUUUCUGGCAUGGUUCUUUUGGUUUGUUGUUUUUGAUAGGUUUGAAUUGAGAGAAAGUAAUAGGUUCUUCCUAUAUAUAUAUACGUGUGUGUGUAGUAGUCUUUUAUCAUAUUUUGACUGGUUUGAUUUUUUUUCAAGUACAGGCAAUGUAAUUUGUAUCCAGCAAUGAUUGUGGUUUUGAAUGUUUUUGGUUGUUGAAUAAACAAAAUGUUGAGGUUUUCAUCAAAAGGAUUGAUUUUUUUUUGAG